Messenger RNA from Rubroshorea leprosula, 1751 nucleotides. The record is from the annotation of a GenBank genome assembly. NCBI's taxonomy places the organism in Eukaryota, Viridiplantae, Streptophyta, Magnoliopsida, Malvales, Dipterocarpaceae.
AGCAAUGAGCUAUAUUUUAGUUGCAUGAAAAAUACAUUACAUGUAGAAAUCUCCUUCCCUUGUUUUCUUCUCCAGGAUAAUCAUAUAAGGAGGAGAGGCAGAAGAAAACAAGGAAAAAACUAUGGAUUGUUUUUUCGAUCCAUUUCUACCUUCUCCUUCUUCGGUUUGUCUGCUCCUCUUGUCGGGAAUAUCGCGUCAGAUUCCGGUCACGAGCGUCAGUUUCCCGGUGGAUUCCUCAUUUUGAGUACCCCUGUUUGGUUGCCGGGAAAAGAGAAAAAUACAAGAGAAGAGAAGAGAAGAGAAGGGAAGAAAGUAUCAUUUUUUUUUUCUGGGAUUUGGGAAACAAACAGAAGGGUUACCUUACUGAAUUGCACAAAAUAUUUUGAAGUUAAAAAAGCAAAACAGUCAUACCCCAUUUGAGGGUGGUAGGUAUACUGAGGAGUGAGGAAUAUUGAAUAAAGCUAUGGGGCACUUUUCCUCCAUGUUCAAUGGACUGACGAGGUCAUUUUCAAUAAGAAAAGAGAGGAAUUCUCGUGGGAAUGGUGAUGGAAGAGAAACUGCUGAUGCAAUGGCAAAGGAAGCGAAGAAGAAUGACUUGAUAUUGAGGUCUUCUGGUUGUGUAAAGGUUGAUGGUUCUAACAAUUUUGUCUCAGUUUUUUCCAAGAGAGGCCACAAAGGAGUUAACCAGGAUUGUGCUAUUGUAUGGGAGGAAUUUGGAUGUCAAGCAGACAUGCUUUUCUGUGGUAUAUUUGAUGGGCAUGGACAAUGGGGCCAUUAUGUGGCAAAAAAAGUCCGAGAAUCAAUGCCUUCUUCCUUGCUGUGCAACUGGCAAGAGACUCUAGCAUCUCUUGACCCAGAUAUUGAUUUGGAAUCAGAUAAAAAGAAUCAGAGAUUCAAUAUAUGGAAGCACUCCUAUAUGAAGACUUGUGCUGCAGUUGAUCAGGAGCUCGAGCAGUAUCGAAAGAUUGAUUCAUUCUACAGCGGAACAACUGCAUUGACAGUUGUCAGACAGGGAGAACUGAUAUAUGUGGCAAAUGUUGGUGAUUCUCGUGCUGUGUUGGCUACCAUUUCAGAUGAUGGAAACUUGGUGGCAGUUCAACUUACUAUUGAUUUCAAGCCUAAUUUACCUCAGGAGGCUGAGCGGAUAGCUCAGUGUCAGGGAAGGGUGUUCUGUCAGCAUGAUGAGCCUGGGGUUCACAGGGUUUGGCUGCCUAAUCAGGAAUCACCUGGACUGGCUAUGUCUAGAGCCUUUGGGGACUACUGCAUAAAGCCUUAUGGACUUAUUUCUGUGCCUGAAGUGACACAAAGGCAUAUAACAAGCAGAGACCAGUUUGUUGUUUUGGCAACUGAUGGGGUCUGGGAUGUUGUCUCCAAUCAAGAAGCUAUUCAAAUAGUAUCUUCAACACCAGACAAGGCAAAAGCCGCUAAGCAUCUAGUUGAGUGUGCUGUCCAUGCAUGGAAAAAGAAGAGGGGCAUUGCUAUGGAUGAUAUUUCAGCUAUUUGCCUCUUCUUUCAUUCUUCUCCUUUAUCACAAUCCCAGCAAGCCAGCUCUGCUGCUUUUGAAAAAUUAUAAUGUAAUCAGCCGGAUAACUUGUGCUCCUUAUUCUCAUUCAAUGUAGCUGGCUUGAAAAUCUCCUCAUAAUGCUCAUAUCAUUCUCCAUUUUACUAGCUAAUCUGAAUAUUGAUCAAUGUCAGUAAUCUGAUAUCCAUAUUAGUCUAAUCUUAACCCCGAAUUAAGGCUUUGCCUGAUU